AUGGCUUCGACGACACCCACCUCAGCACCGCCGUCGCGCGCUCGCUCAGCAUCCCGCUCCCGUAACAACCUACCCUCGCGACCAACGACCCCUCUACGACCACAUUCGCGAACCAGUCUCCGAGCUUCCAUCACCACCCCCACAGCCAGCAACCAAUUCUCCGACCAAGCUGUUCCUCUAGAAGCCCUGGAGCCUGCUUUCGGUGAACUCGCCGAUGGAAUGGCCGAUCUGGAAGCCAACAUGAUGCACCUACAAUUGCUGCACGAGAGUCUGAACCGCUUCAACGAGUGCUUUGGCGCUUUCCUCUACGGCAUGAACAUGAGCGCUUUCUGUGUCGACUUCCCAGAGGCUCCUGGAAUUGAGAGCUUCAAGCGUGCUGCCGAGGCUGCGAAGAACCAGGCUCAACAGGAUCAUGCCAUGUCCGCAGACGUUCAUCAUCGUGAGAGAGAUGUUGAUGCUACUUUCCUGUAA
Aureobasidium namibiae CBS 147.97 is the source of this 471-nucleotide messenger RNA. RefSeq lists its product as uncharacterized. The transcript has a single exon. Bases 1 to 471 code for a protein of 156 amino acids. Gene Ontology annotation, biological process: mitotic sister chromatid biorientation. The record is from RefSeq and is a predicted model, not a curated record. Gene Ontology annotation, cellular component: mitotic spindle; mitotic spindle pole body; mitotic spindle polar microtubule. Lineage: Eukaryota; Fungi; Ascomycota; Dothideomycetes; Dothideales; Saccotheciaceae.